AUGAUACCUAGUCUGAUCAGGAUGGCCCGCUCUCGAACAUACGCUGAAGCGAUUAAUCUCCUCAACACCUGUCAGAGCAAUGCUGCGACCAUCGAGGCCAUCCGCAAGUCGGGCGGACGAAUGAACGACUAUGCCAUCGUCGAGAUGAACGACUAUCUCCGGCGGAUAGGCUACGUUCCGGACGACCUGAACAAGCUAAAUGUCGUCCAUAUCACCGGUACCAAGGGGAAGGGUUCUACCUCUGCGUUCACCGAGAGGCUACUGCGGACCCACAUGACUGGGAGAAUAGCUGAUGUAGGGCUAUACACAUCCCCGCACCUCUGCGCCGUCCGAGAGAGAAUACGAAUCAACGGCGAGCCGUUAUCGGAGGAGGACUUUGCGCGAUACUUCUUUGAGGUCUGGGAGAGAUUGGAAGGGAACACUAAGACCAUCUACCCGCACACCCCCCAAUUCCCCAUUUACUUUCGACUCCUCACCCUCCUCGCUUUCCACACCUUCAUCUCCCUCGGCGUUUCCGCUACCGUCCUCGAAGUCGGUAUAGGCGGAACAUACGACUCGACCAACAUCGUCCCCAAGCCUGUCAUCACCGGCAUCACCUCGCUCGGCCUUGACCACGUCGCGGUUCUCGGCAAUACCAUCCAAGACAUCGCGCGCAAUAAGGGCGGGAUCUACAAAGCUGGCGUACCUGCUCUGAGCGUCAAGCAGGAUCAAGAGGAGGCGACCCGGGUGCUGGCGGAAUGUGCGGAGGAGGCUCGUACGAGCAGCUACGAGGUGGUCCCGAUGAUUCCGGAGACUGCGCUGGGGCUAAGGGGAGCGCAUCAGCGAAUCAACGCGAGUUUGGCGGUUGCGUUGGCGAGGGGGUUCUUGAGGGCACAGGGGAAGGAGGGGAUGGAUGACGCGCUGCCAAGGUCCUUCGUGGCGCCGCUGGCGGGAACCAAGUGGCCAGGGAGGUGUCAGCGGGUGGAGCAGGGAAAGACGACAUGGCUGCUGGAUGGAGCGCAUACGACCGAAUCUUUGACCUCGUGUGGGGAAUGGGCAUGGGGAGAGGGGAACAAGCCGGGAGUGCUGAUCUUCAAUUGCUCUGGAGGGAGAGCGGGGCAGAUGCUUCUCACGGCGUUGCUAGAGGCGGGGGCAAGGACGUCAAGCUCGGAGUUGGUCGAGCUGGGGAAGAGGUUCGAGGCGGUCAUCUUCUGCACCAAUGUGACGUAUACGGACGGACAUUUCAGCAGUGAUCUCACAUCUCAUGCGAUAGACCCCAAUGAUCUCUCACAGCUAGCGACCCAGAAUCAACUCCGGGACGCCUGGCUCGAGCUGGUGCCCGGGUACGACCCAAAGCAGGCUCACGUCGUAGCGUCUAUCCAGCACGCAGUGGAUCUGGUCAGGGGCAUGGAGGGGGAGCAUGAGGUGCUGGUGGCGGGAAGUCUGCAUCUGGUCGGAGGGGUAAUGGAAGUAGCUAGCUUGCAGGGGUCUUUGGGCAUGGUAUAA
Dioszegia hungarica is the source of this 1485-nucleotide messenger RNA. Its product is annotated as putative tetrahydrofolylpolyglutamate synthase. Bases 1 to 1485 code for a protein of 494 amino acids. Gene Ontology annotation, cellular component: cytoplasm; cytosol; mitochondrion. Gene Ontology annotation, biological process: tetrahydrofolylpolyglutamate biosynthetic process. The transcript has 6 exons. NCBI's taxonomy places the organism in Eukaryota, Fungi, Basidiomycota, Tremellomycetes, Tremellales, Bulleribasidiaceae. The record is from RefSeq and is a predicted model, not a curated record. Gene Ontology annotation, molecular function: ATP binding; tetrahydrofolylpolyglutamate synthase activity.